Exserohilum turcica Et28A is the source of this 1368-nucleotide messenger RNA. RefSeq lists its product as uncharacterized. Gene Ontology annotation, molecular function: protein binding. The transcript is spliced from 2 exons. Bases 1 to 1368 code for a protein of 455 amino acids. Lineage: Eukaryota; Fungi; Ascomycota; Dothideomycetes; Pleosporales; Pleosporaceae. The record is from RefSeq and is a predicted model, not a curated record.
AUGUCGGUAUCUCGACUCGGAAGGCGCUCAGCAAGAGCAUUCGGACAAUUUGAGACUUGUCUUAUUUGCCAAUCGCAUCAAUAUACCGAAUCAGCUCUGAACAAGCACAUUGCGAAACUGGGACCUUCAAUCCGGCAAAGACAGAGCUUCCAAUUUCAGAGCCGGAACUAUGCUGUCAAGCAGAGAUUUGACGCACCAAGAGCCCGGGCUGAUGUCGACGAGCGCAGCCGGCUGGGUUUCUACACCCUCUCCAACCAACAAGGCGUCCUCAAGAUGGAACCUCGCUUAGCGCAGAGCCUCUAUGCAGACUUUGUUGCACACAAGGGCAAAAUGGAUCAUGGUGUCAAUGUUUUACGACUAGUAAAGAAGUACAACGUCCAGCUUGAACAUGUCUCGUCUCUUGGGAUUGUUACUUACAAGAUACCUGACAUCAAGGAUCCGGUGAAAAGAGCCCAGCUUCCUCCGAGUCAGCAUAAAACUAUUGCUGGAUUGCUUCUCCAGGGCUGUGCUCAGGCUGGGGAUCCUCUGGCCAUUGUACAUAUACUGACCGCUGUCUACUUAGGCAGUCUAGGUGAUGAGUCUGCCCAAGAGAUAGCCCGUCUCUUUCCGCGUCAUGAAAUACCCAAUUACCGCAAGACUCUGGAAAGCUUCGAACAGAAAGUAUUGGAAAAAACCACUGCUCUAUGGCCGCAAGUAUUGACUCUAAAGGGACUGUUCUUUGAACAAGAGGGUCAAAGACUGAAGGCAAAAGAAUCUUAUUCAGAGGCUGUCAAAUUAUCCAGUCUCAAAUUUGAACCUGGAGCAAGUCACCCUAUGCAACUGCCCCUGAUUGCACCGUGGAACGCGCUUGGUUUCUUAUUAAAAUCAGAGAAGACCCUGGACACACAAGCUGAAGCAAGAACGUACUUUCAAAAAGGCGCUCUCGAGGGUGACGAUCCGCUUUCAUACUAUGAGCUUGCGGCUUUUGAGCCUAGGGAAAACGAAAAGUGGUUACGAUACACUAGUAAAGCAGCGGCAUCAGGUCAUAAGCAAGCCAUACUUGACCUCAUCGAUUUUUACUCAGAGGUUGCAAAACAUGACUCGCCCAUCCUUCAAAAUGACAGCAUACGUAAAGCGCUCAGCUGGUUAUUGGGGUGGAAGAGCGGCAGCGCUGCAGCUCUUGCACGGGAAUGGCUCCAGGUCGCAUCCAACAUUGGCCACAAACCUUCCAUGCUACGGCUUGCGGAAUAUUACGACUCCAUCGGCGAUCAUGAACGAGCAAAGGAAUACCUUCGGCAAAUGCUUGAAGUUUCGAACACAGCCAAUCAACGAGAAGAGUGGCCGCAACUCGUGCAACUUGCAAGGAGACGGCUUGCCGGGAUCAUGUAA